ACCACUUUUUGGCCUACGUGGCUGAGUCCGUAACUUCACCUAUGUUAGGCGCGUGGGUGCAAUAUUUAGACAACAUUGACCAAUAAAAAUUGGCCAUGUGUUAAAAUAAACUUUAUUGUUGUUUAUUGUUCUUCAUCUUUAACUAAGUUUUCUUCUUCUUUAUUGUUCUUCAUCUUUAGAAAGAAAAAAACCUCCAUUAUCAUUAUCUUUCAAGUUAAAUUGCUCCUUACUUCGAAAAGGUAAAGUAAAAUUUUAGUAUAUUCUUUAUAUUUACACCUUUUUAUUUCGAUUGUUAGUUCUGAUUUUAAAUUUCUUUCACAAUUUUUAUGUAUAAAUGUUAGGGUUAUGACAAAAUCUGAGUUGAAUAAGUUGUGUAUGGAUGAGAAUGAUUCAAUGAUCAAUGCGGAAGUGCGAUGCAAGCAUGGAAUCUUAUUGCAAAUGCAGACGUCUUGGUCAUAUCGCAAUCCCGGAAGACGAUUUUGGUCUUGUCCUCACUAUGAGGCCAUGAACUGUAAUUUUUUUAGAUGGAGAGACAAAGAGAGAGUUGAUGAAAGAUCUCAGUUUAUUCUUCCGAAAUUGGUGAAUAGGAUUAAGGAGUUAGAAGAAAAAUAUGAGCAUGUGAAGAUGCAAUUGGAACAUCUUGAUAAUUCCAACAUUGAACAGUCAAAACAAGAAAAGAUUCCUUUGGAUGAAGGUGAAAGUCUUCGAAAUCGUUAUGAAAAUCUCAACAUCAAUUCAAAGGAGAAGGGUCGUAAUGUAAAAGAAAUGGGUGAUUUGAAAGAGAAGAAAAUGAAAGGGAUGAAAAUGAAGAAAAAUGAUGAAGGCUGUCGUUGUUUUGGGAAAUUCCUUUGUUGUUUGAUGAUUUGUUUUGUUGUUAUAUUUGUUAGCUUUCUAACCCAAGUUGGUAGGUUGAAGGAUCAAAUGAAAUUGCCAUAAUUUUUUGUGGUAUUGAAA
Molecule: messenger RNA, 954 nt
Organism: Solanum stenotomum
Lineage: Eukaryota; Viridiplantae; Streptophyta; Magnoliopsida; Solanales; Solanaceae
Exons: 1
Coding region: 346-936 (196 amino acids)
Molecular function (GO): zinc ion binding
Source: RefSeq, a predicted model, not a curated record